Molecule: messenger RNA, 330 nt
Organism: Scedosporium apiospermum
Lineage: Eukaryota; Fungi; Ascomycota; Sordariomycetes; Microascales; Microascaceae
Exons: 2
Coding region: 1-330 (109 amino acids)
Source: RefSeq, a predicted model, not a curated record
AUGAUCAACCAUCACGUCAGCGGCUACGCAGUAAACAGGCUGAGGGAGGAAAUUCAGCUUAGGAUUCCUGUGGAGCAGCGAGAUCAACAAGAAGUGGAGGAGCAGGUCGCAAGGUCGGUGGACAUGGACGUUGGUAUCAUUCAGGAUGAUGGGCAUGAUAUUGGCGACCCCAUGGAUGUGGACGGGCCUCCUGUGGAGACUGCCAACGAGGGGAGGGGGAAUGACCCUGUCCGACGAGGUGAGAAGAGACAACAUGAAAAUGCUCCAGGAGGAUGUGAAGAGUCUCCAAACAAGAUUGCCGCCCUCGACGAAAGGGCAACGCUAAAAUAA